This is a messenger RNA of Acromyrmex echinatior (Panamanian leafcutter ant), 1297 nucleotides long. RefSeq lists its product as uncharacterized. NCBI's taxonomy places the organism in Eukaryota, Metazoa, Arthropoda, Insecta, Hymenoptera, Formicidae. Gene Ontology annotation, cellular component: membrane; intracellular membrane-bounded organelle; cytoplasm. Gene Ontology annotation, biological process: proteasome-mediated ubiquitin-dependent protein catabolic process; protein K48-linked ubiquitination. The record is from RefSeq and is a predicted model, not a curated record. Gene Ontology annotation, molecular function: ubiquitin protein ligase activity.
UUAUCAUCAUGGCAUCACCAAUCAGAUUCGUCCUUUCGUAUCUCUCAUCCCCUUAAGUAGGAACUUCACGUCACUUCACGGCGUGAUAUGAUUCAUCGAGUUAUUUCGUAGCUGCAAAGUUGCACCAAGUCGCACGCGCAGGAGUGCAGUGGAGUGGAGUGUCUGCGCGAGCCGACCGUGUUGACAUCUAGGAAGUUUAAGAUGUCGGGGAAUGUUUUGUGCUAUGAGCCGCUGGUAUGUUCGCGGACGAAAUGACUUGCUUGUUGUGGCGCCCGUCAGCUAAAUUCCGGCCUAAGUUAAAUCCCAAAGUGCUGUAAAAGUGUCGCACCGCCGGUGGGACCGUGCCAGGUCGUCCAGUCGUCAUUUGCCACCGACGCCGACGCCGUCGCCGAGCGGGGACUGGGGAGUACGAGAUAGACCGAGGGUAGAAGAGAGUAAGAGACGAGACGAAGGCGCCGAGAACUGGUGCCACAGUGUUUGUGUGUGCGCGCGUACCACUGCCAGGACCUGAAGGUAUCCGUGAUCCCGAGAGUCGCGUUCCUCUUUUCUUAUUUCUCUUUCCGGUUGUACCGAGCGGACAGGUGAAUUUAAUCGUCGCGGAGGGCGGACGGAAUUAGGUGGACGGUGGAGGUGAAACGCGGGACGAUACACACGUGGUGACGAUUUUUCAACAAUCAUCUCAGCUGUGAUGGGAGCCAAGGCGAGUACCGUGGCACAAUCCGCUGGUGGCAACGGUCAGUCCUCCACUGGAGCCAAUGAGACCACGAUGCAGGGCUUCUCUAUGCUUCGCUCCCUGCCUGGUGGUGUGGGUAUGCUUCAGCAUCAACAUCAGCAGGCCAAUCAAUCGCAGAAUUCGCGUAUGUCCGGAGACAGUAGACAGCGUGCACGCUCCCUGAGUUCCGUGCCGGAUCUCUCCUCUGCCGAGCAGGCUAGCCUCUCCACCUCGGUCGGGGUAGGAGUUGGCCAGGCCCUCGGUCUGCCGCAGCUCGACUCCGACGACACCGACGAGGAGAGUGGUCGCGUCUACGCCGCUCACAGCUUGCCUUCACACAUUUGGUCCCUUAACGGUCUAAAGUGUCCUGUAUGCUCCAAGUUUAUUCUGCCGGAUGAUAUCGAGUGUCACCUGGUCAUGUGCCUGACCAAGCCACGACUCAGUUACAAUGAGGAUGUGCUGACGGAUGGAAAAGGCGAAUGUGUCAUUUGUUUGGAGGAGUUACAAUCUGGAGAUCUAAUAGCCCGCUUGCCCUGUCUCUGUAUAUAUCAUAAAAACUGUAUUGAUAAGUGGUUUCAAGUGUGA